Messenger RNA from Eutrema salsugineum, 1003 nucleotides. RefSeq names its product DNA-directed RNA polymerase III subunit RPC7-like. The transcript has 8 exons. Bases 132 to 749 code for a protein of 205 amino acids. Gene Ontology annotation, biological process: transcription by RNA polymerase III. The record is from RefSeq and is a predicted model, not a curated record. Gene Ontology annotation, cellular component: RNA polymerase III complex. Lineage: Eukaryota; Viridiplantae; Streptophyta; Magnoliopsida; Brassicales; Brassicaceae.
CGUUGCACAGCUACAAUUUCUCACCAAUUUCAAGCCGGAAUAAUUAACCGGAACCUGUUUCGACGGUGAAUCCGAGGUAAAAUAACCCAUCGAUUAAUCGAUUUUCUCUCUAGCUUAGGCAGUGUUCGAAGAUGGCUUAUAGAGGAGGAGGCCGAGGAAGAGGACGAGGAAGAGGAGGGUUUGGAGGCAGUGGUGCUGAGUAUGCCAAGGCAGAGCCUUUUGUGAUUUUCCCUGAAAUUAAGUUACCUGAUCCGAAAUCUAUCUCACACGACCCGCAAUUACUUUCGAGCUUCUUUAGUUUUCAGAAGUUUUGGAGAAACUCUCCUUAUCAUUUAGGCGAUGGUGUUUCAAAAAAAGAGAAGGAGAGUUUAGACAUUGAGAGGUAUUCAGACUCUUUGAAGCCAAAGAAGAAGUCUAAUAAGAGUGGAUCUUUUUAUGAUUUCCUUGUUCUUAGACCUGAUAACUUCCCUAAAGAACUUCUUGGAGAUACUCGAAGAGAACGGCCUGUGAAGAGAGCAAAAUGGACUCAAGACGCAGAUUUGCAGAAACUGGAUGUGUUUGAGAAGCUUGAAGCAAAAUAUAAGGCUGAAGGCAAGGAAGACAAUGAAGAAGGAGAAGAUGAUGAUCAAGUUGCGGAAUCAGAGGGAGAAGAGUCUGAUAACGGAGAUUAUGAUCAGAAUCAAGACUUUGAUGAUGAUGAUGACGAUUAUAACCAGGCGGAUGAUGGUGAUUAUGAAGAAGUGUAUUAGGCUUCUUCUUCCCAAAAAGAUCAAGUUUUGCAGACAAGAGAAGCUAGGCAUGUCCCAAGCUUUAUGUUUUAGAGAUAAAAAAAGCUAUAGUUUUAGAGACCAGUCAAAGGCGAAAACUCAAUUAUGUUUUUAGACAAAUCAUGUCUUUGUUGGUUAUUGUGAUAAAAUAUUGAAGAUUUUCUUUUUUUGGUUAAAGUAAUAUUGGGGAUUGUUUUAUUGCUUCCAGUCACUUUUCUGAUUUUAACAAAAUGUUA